AAUCAGAUAUGUGCAUUAGCACCGACAAGAAGCCGUACUUUGUCGAUUAGAUCUAAUAAUAUCCUCGAGAUAAAUAUUUUUUCGUAAAUGUUACACUUUUCCCCCAAAAUGCUUUAGCUUGGUAGGUUUUGUUCGUUAUAGCUAUGUGUUCGUCUAAGAUCAGCUACAGAACCAUUUUAACAAUACGCUUGUUUAGUUGGCUAGCUAGCUUGUGGCUAGCAUUAGCCAGCUAACGUUAGCUAGUUAAACUAGCGAGAUUUUAAAAUACUUGACAGUUUAUUGUGGGACCAUUUCGCUUAUAAUAGUUGUUUGAAUCAUUCUAACAACGGUUUGAUAGCCAUGUCUGGAAAGUCAUCGGGCUGUGGAUUUCUUAUGUCGGUUGUUGUUCACGGAGACUCGGCUCUGAACGAGCAGGAAAAUGAGCUCAACCACCGACUGAAGCGGCUCUAUCCAGCCGUAAACGAACUUGAAAACCCGCUUCCUCAUUCCUGGAGUCCGAAGGACAAAUUCAGUUACAUUGGCCUCUCUCAGAACAACCUUCGAGUGCACUAUAAAGGUCAUGGAAAGACUCCUAAAGAUGCAGCGUCCGUACGAGCCACUCAUCCCAUCCCAGCCGCCUGCGGGGUCUACUACUUUGAGGUGAAAAUCAUCAGUAAAGGCCGAGAUGGGUACAUGGGUAUCGGCCUCUCGGCUCAAGGUGUCAACAUGAACAGACUCCCUGGUUGGGACAAACACUCGUAUGGUUACCACGGAGACGAUGGCCACUCCUUCUGCUCCUCCGGCACGGGGCAGCCCUACGGCCCCACGUUCACCACGGGUGACGUGAUUGGCUGCUGUGUCAACCUCAUCAACAACACGUGCUUCUACACAAAGAAUGGCCACAGCUUAGGAAUAGCCUUUAUAGAUCUACCGCUCAACAUGUACCCCACAGUGGGGCUGCAGACCCCUGGGGAGGUUGUGGACUCCAACUUUGGCCAGCACCCGUUUGUGUUUGACAUCGAUGACUACAUGCGCGAGUGGAGGACCAAGAUCCAGGCCCAGAUCGACAGAUUCCCGAUAGGGGACAGGGAGGGAGAGUGGCAGUCCAUGAUCCAGAAAAUGGUGGCAUCCUACCUGGUCCACCAUAGUUACUGUGUCACAGCCAAAGCCUUUGCCAAAUCCACCAACCAGGCUGUGCACGAGGAGCUGAUCUCCAUCAAAAACAGACAGAAGAUCCAGAAGCUGGUGUUGUCAGGCAGAAUGGGAGAGGCCAUCAAGAACACCCAACAGCUGUACCCCAGCCUAUUGGAAAGGAACCCUGACCUGUUAUUCAUGCUGAAGGUGAGACAGUUCAUCGAGAUGGUGAACGGGACUGACAGCGAAGUGCGCUGCCUGGGAGGCUGCAAUCCCAAGUCCCAGGACAGCUACCCGGGCCCGCCCCCCCCCUUCAGCAGCCACAGCCACAAAGCCAGCAGCUCCCAGGCCUACCUCACAGGGUUCGACGGCGGCUGCUGCAAUGGGGUGACCUCCAGUAUGGUCCACCCCGCCCUCCCCGCAACCGAGGUCAACGCCCUCAAUGGCAGCCACAGCCUGCAGCAGCUUAACACCAGUACUGAUGUGGACAUGAAGGUAGACCACUUCACCAACGGAGUUACUGAGUCCUCCUCUAAUGGCUUCCUCCUCAAUGCCACCUCCAAACACGGAGCCCAGACCGAGGACUGUGACGCAGACAUGGAGUUGGAAUCGGCCCAGUCCAAGAGGCAGCUGUGCGGGGGAAGCCAGGCGGCCAUCGAGAGGAUGAUCCACUUUGGCCGGGAGCUUCAGAGCAUGAGUGAGCACAAACGCCGCGAGUGCGGCAAGAACUCGGCCAACAAGAAGAUGCUCAAGGAUGCAUUCAGUCUGCUGGCCUACUCAGACCCGUGGACUAGCCCAGUGGGCUACCAGCUGGACUCUAUCCAGAGGGAACCUGUGUGUUCCACACUCAACAGUGCAAUACUAGAGACUCAUAACCUGCCAAAGCAGCCCCCUCUGGCCAAGGCUGUGGGACAGGCCACUCAGUGCCUGUCCAUCAUGGCACACUCCGGAAGUGGCUCCUGCGCUUUCGCUGCUGUGGACGAUUACCUGCACUAGCCACACAGACAUACACAGGUCCCCCACCUCCACCCUGACACAAACUCAAUCUGGAUCCCUCCACUCCCCUGACUAGCCUGCAUUCAGAUUCUCCAACCUACCCAUGGUGUGCACUCAUUCACUCCACCUAAUGCAUUUAAAAGCAUUGGAUUAGUGUAUGCCUGGAGGGAAGUGUACGAAUGCACACUUUGGGAAAGGGUGGAGAAUCGGCAUGGUGCAGUCACACAAGCGUGCCCACAUUAUUUUGGUUGAUAGGGGGAGGAGGGAAAUGGCAAAGACUAUUAAAUUAUCCACCCUGAUCUGUGUGACCAUGGCAAACUGUGCAGGCAGCCUAGUCUCAUAGACUAGACGUAACAUAGUAAAGUAAAUCCGGAACACUCAAAUUAAUAUGAUAUGUUAUGUUUGGUAUGGUUACAUAAGACAGACGGUUACUUAAGGCAAAAACAAAAGUUGGUCGGGGUGGAUGGUUGGGCGUCAAGCAACCCAAAGGUUGCGAUUUCGAAUCUGAUCACGGAUUGUAGUUAAUUAGCAACUUUUCAACUACUUACUGCUUUUUAGCUACUUUGCAAAUACUUAGUGUGUUAGCUAACCGUUCCACUAACCCUUUUAGCUAACCCUAACCAUUUAACCUAACCUUAACCUUAACCCCUUACCCUAACAUUA
Coregonus clupeaformis (lake whitefish) is the source of this 2772-nucleotide messenger RNA. RefSeq names its product ran-binding protein 9. The transcript is spliced from 14 exons. Gene Ontology annotation, molecular function: protein binding. The record is from RefSeq and is a predicted model, not a curated record. Lineage: Eukaryota; Metazoa; Chordata; Actinopteri; Salmoniformes; Salmonidae. Gene Ontology annotation, biological process: cell surface receptor signaling pathway; cytoskeleton organization. Gene Ontology annotation, cellular component: cytoplasm. Bases 340 to 2109 code for a protein of 589 amino acids.